Nezara viridula (southern green stink bug) is the source of this 3028-nucleotide messenger RNA. NCBI's taxonomy places the organism in Eukaryota, Metazoa, Arthropoda, Insecta, Hemiptera, Pentatomidae. The record is from the annotation of a GenBank genome assembly.
AUGAAACGAGUCUGUUUUGUUUUUCAAUCAAUGCUUGAAAACAUUCAUCUUUUAUACUCACUUGUAGUAAAUCUAAGCAGAAAUUACUAAUAGUUUUAAGCUUGUAUGCUGAAAAUGUUAGACAAGAUAAUCAUGCAGCGUGCGUAUUGACGUGGAUUCGAAGUAAAAACGGCCAUGACUGCAUAGAUAAAGAAUUGAAAACAACGCCAUAAUUAAUAAUAUAGCUUUUCAAAGGGUUCGCACAUUAUUGGUAGAACUACUUAUAGUAUUCUGGAAUAUUUGAAAACUUGGAAACAUAAAAAGAACGAGUUUUCGUUAUUUCCAUUAAGUCGUAACCUGAAAACGAUCGUAAAUCAAAGGUGUUGUAUAACUUAUAUACUUUUAUUAAGAAAUUAUCUAUAAAAUUCAAUAAGAGGGAGGUAUUUUUAUGAGAAUUGUGAUACGGAAAAAUAAAAUAAAGAUCAAAAUAUUAACUGAGUAAUGACGACAAGACUGGUCAAGCAGUGAGCGCUGCUGUUCUAGCUUAGCGUGGGCUAGUUCAGUAACAACUUACACAUUUUUAGCUCUGAAGCUAUAUUUAAACGAACCGCCUUUUACUGCUAUUUGUCAAAUUUAUGAAUUUUGAUAAUCAUUCAUUUUUCCCUCCCAUUUUACUUAAGUUUUCAACUUAAGUUAAGUCCGAUAUAGUUACCUCCUCAUUAACUGUGGUGUUUAUCUUGUGAUCAUACUUCAAAAUGCUCUUUGCCUUUUGUGUUUAUUAGUUUUUUAACUUUUCAUUGACUUUAAUUUGAUUUAAAUCAACAAAUGUUUAUUCUUUGAAAUGUACUGUUACGUUCGCGAUUGUCCAAAUGGACUUAAAUCUUUAAAAAGGAAAAAGGACUCUGACUUGGUUAAGUUUUUUUCAGCACCUGAGGAUAAGAAUAUACUGGAAAAAUGGAGAAGGGUGGUCCCCAAAGGUGAAAAUGUGCUCACUCCUGAAGACAAACUGUGUGAUUCUCAUUUUUUGCCCUCAGAAGUGCUUUGGUUUACUGAAACUAAACUGUCUAAUGGCAAUGUGCGGAGAUUAUUGCGUGAUGAACCAAUUCUCAGGCCUGGAACAAUUCCAUCUAUUUUUCCUGCCGAAAAACUGGAAAAAGAAAAUGCUAUAUUGCCUGGAAAAGAAAAGCAAGAAACACCUAAACCUAUCGUUAAGAGUAUUACAAGUGUUGUGAAAGAAAAAUCAGCCUCUUCUAAAAGUAUCGUGAGGAAUACAAACACAGUUGUUAAUGUGAAAAAUGAAACUCCUAAAAGUAAUGUUAGAAUACGUUUUAAAGAUCCUGCCGAGUCAUCAGGCAAAAGGAAUCCGCAGCGUGUGAAGAGGAGGUCAACUAUUCUUGAUGAUUAUUGGACUGAUGAUGAAUUGAAUCAGGUUCAUAACCCAGGGGUGUCCAAGACACCUUCUGGAUCUGCCAAGAAAAGGAAGACUGAAUCAUCCGGGUUGCAGCCGGUAAUUCGCCUUGUACCCCUAGAAUGCUUAAUGGAUAAAACGGUUUCAAAAAGUAAAACACCCAGUAAGCCUAUAGUUGCCAAUCGACCAUCUACAGAAGAAAUCGAUCAUGAAUUAAAAAAAGUCAUAGAAAUUCCAUUACUAACAAGGCUGAAGCCGAGUAAAUCGAUGACAAUAAGAUCUACCAAAGAGACUGUGCAAUUUAAACCAUCCAGGAGGAAUCUUUCGAAAACAAAGAUGAAAAUUUUGCCCCUUUCUGAAACACUUGUUUCACAUGAUGUAGUUACAGUUAGUCCUUCUGAAGGCUUCAAUGAAGUAAAAACCGAAACUCCUGACAUCGAGGAGGAGCUCGCUCGGAUGGAAAUGGAGGAGGAAAAUGAAGAUGUUAAAAGCUCGGACAUUGUCAUUAUGAAUCCACCACUUGGUGAAGAUGAUAGCGUUGUAGUGAAGAGCGAAGAAGAGGAUGAUGGGUACAGCAUAAAUGAAGUGACGGAGAAUCCUAUCUUUACUGUAGGAGAUGAAGUUCCUACAAUUAAGAGUGAGAGUGAAGAAGAGCAACCUGCUGUUGAAGUUGGUAGCUAUAACACUAGUGAUAAUGAGUUGGCAGUUAAAAGCCAUUCUGUUGAGGCAGCUGCAGAGAGUGAGGCAGCUGCAGGUAGUGAGCAAGGACCUGCAUUACCUACAGAAAACAGUGAUAACAUCCUAACUCCGCAUGAGCAACCCAAUAAUGUACCUGAAGUUCCAGCUGAAAUCGAACAGAAUAAAAAUGUCGAAGAGCAUUCCGCCAAUGAAACUGAAGUUGUUGAAAAGAAUGCUGCUGUCGAAGCUGUGGAUGACACUAGCUGUAAUAAAGGAACAGAGGAAGGUGAGGUAUCCAAAUCUUCAGAAGAAAAGAGUCAUGAAGAGGAAGUACUUGAAAAUAAAGAAAAAGAGGAAACUGCAGAGUCAGCCAAAGAGGAUGAAGCAGAAAUUCCGACUAAUGCUGCCAGCAAAGAAGUAAAUACAGAUUCACAAGAAAUGGAGUCUGAGAGAAAGAGUGUUGAAAGUGCCAUGGAAACUGAAGCCUCUAUAGAAGUUGAACCUAAGAGGCAGGAAGGUGAAAAUGUGAUGGAAAUUGAAAAAGAAACAUUACUGUCAGAGAACAUCGAACACAUUACCAAACCUGCCGAAAAUGAAGAAAUGUCUAAACUUGUUGAAAGGGAAGAAAUGCCAAAACCUUUAGAAAGUGAAGAAAUGCCUAAACCUGUAGAGAGUGAAGAAAUGCCUAAACCUGUAGAAAGUGAUGAAAUGCCUAAACCUGUAGAAAGUGAUGAAAUGUCUAAACCUGUAGAGAGUGAAGAAAUGUCUAAACCUGUAGAGUGCGAAGGAAUGUCUAAACCCGUAGAAAGUGAAGAAAUGCCGAAACCUGCAGAAAGUAAUGAAAUGCCUAAACCUGUAGAAAGGGAAGAAAUGCCUAAAACUGUAGAAAGUGAUGAAAUACUGAAGGCUGUAGAAAGUGAAGAAAUGCCUAAUCCUAUUGAAAGUGAAGUUUCUCAAGGUUAG